Paralichthys olivaceus (Japanese flounder) is the source of this 1852-nucleotide messenger RNA. The record is from RefSeq and is a predicted model, not a curated record. Lineage: Eukaryota; Metazoa; Chordata; Actinopteri; Pleuronectiformes; Paralichthyidae.
CCCGUGCUGCCUCACACGGCGGUGUGUUUUGCGUGCGGUGAGGCAGGGAAGGAGGACACUGUGGACUCGGAGGAGGAGAAGUUCAGCCUCUCUCUGAUGGAGUGCACCAUCUGUAAUGAAAUUAUCCACCCUAGCUGUCUGAAGAUGGGUAAAGCUGAAGGAAUCAUCAAUGACGAGAUCCCAAACUGCUGGGAGUGUCCAAAGUGCCACAAGGAGGGCAAGACCAGUAAGGACCAGGCCGACGGCUCAGGGAAGCGGCGACUGGAUAACGGGGAGGUGGGCCGUUGGAAGCUCACAGAUGACCCGCCCCCUAAAAAGAAAGCCCCUCCCUCCCUGGAGGAGGGGGGAAGGACGACAGAGGGGGGACACAAGAGGAAGAAGGAGAAGGAGCUGCCUCAGGACAGUGGAGCCAAGAAGAAGAUGAAAGCUGCCCACGAGAAACGGCUAAAAAAGAAACCCAAACAGGAAGUGGCAGAGUCAAACGGUCCCACAUCAUCAGCUGGAGGAUUUCAGGGCUCCUCCUCUUCCUCUUCUCAGCCAGGUAGUGGUGGGGGAGGAGCAGGGGGGGUGUCGAGUGCGGACCAGCGGUCGCAUCACAGAGAGAAACUUGAGCGUUUCAAGAGGAUGUGUCUGCUGGAGCGUCGGCCCGAGUCCUCCUCCUCCUCCUCCUCCAGUUCAGAGUCCGACUCCGAGUCCGACUCUGACGAUUCCCUGAGGGGGGAGCAGGGGGGAGGCUCCUCGCCCUCGUCCUCCUCCCCUGCCCCGCCUCCCGUCGUUGUCUAUGGCAACAGCAGCGGGGGCCGGGUAGAGAGGGAGAGGAGUCGUAGCGAGAGAGAGAGGGAGAGGGAGAGGGAGAGACGUCUGGCCGAGCUGGGCUUCAGUGCAAGUGAAGAGUCGGAGGGCGAGGGAGGGAGGGGGGAGGAGGAGUUGGGGGGAGGGGGGGAAAAGACACGGCGGAGAGGGGGGGGAGAUGGGGGGUUACCCCAACGAGGACGGAAAGGAGGGCAGCUGGAUGGAGAGGACGAGGACACGCCCACCUCAGAAAGGACCAGGAAAAACCCCUCCUCCCUUCCCCCGCCUUCACCCCUCUCAUCCAAUCAGAUGCCUCCGUCCUCACAGCACGAUGGCUUCACUGGGAAGCAGCGGAGCAAUGGGCAGGAGGCGCGCAAUGGACGGACGAGAGGCGGGACGGGAGGAGUGAGGGAGGGAGGUGAGAAGGAGAACGCCAGCACGGUUCUGACCAAUCACAGACAUGGUGGGGGAGGAGGGGGUGGCACUAAGGGAAGUGGGAGCCGUGGCAACAAAAUCCGUAGCAACAGCAAGAAUCAGGCAUCCAGGAACAACAUUUCCUCCUUGUCCAUUCCCACCUCCAACGGGGGAGGCAACGGGGGAGGCGGUUUGAUGAUGUCAGCGAUGGCGGCGUCUCCCUGCUCCCAGCCAUCACGUCUCGCCCCACGCUCUCAGAUGAUGAAGCGCAGUCCCCCGGCCGUGCCCUCGCCACCCCGGCCUGUUCAGAUGGAGAGACACCUGGUGCGCCCCCCCCCCACCUGCCCAGAGCCCAGCUGUUUGCCUCUGGAUGGCGGAGCAUCGCACAUCAUGACCCGUGACGUCUGGCUCCGAGUCUUCACCUACCUGAGCCACCGAGAGCUCUGCGUCUGCAUGAGGGUGUGUCGCACCUGGAGCCGCUGGUGCUGCGACAAGAGGCUGUGGACUCAGAUCGACCUGAGCCGCCAGCGCUCUAUCACCCCCCCCAUGCUGAGUGGUAUCAUCCGCCGCCAGCCGGUCUCCCUCAACCUGGGAUAUACCAACAUCUCCAAGAAACAGCUGAUGUGGCUCAUCAACCGCCUGCAAG